Planococcus citri (citrus mealybug) is the source of this 1618-nucleotide messenger RNA. Its product is annotated as ribonucleoprotein RB97D-like. Gene Ontology annotation, biological process: regulation of gene expression. Gene Ontology annotation, molecular function: RNA binding. The record is from RefSeq and is a predicted model, not a curated record. The transcript has 8 exons. NCBI's taxonomy places the organism in Eukaryota, Metazoa, Arthropoda, Insecta, Hemiptera, Pseudococcidae. The coding region runs from base 138 to 1379 and encodes 413 amino acids. Gene Ontology annotation, cellular component: chromatin; nucleoplasm.
UAUGCACAGUGAAAUUCUUGAAGGUCGCGGUAAAUGUCUCACGUUAUCACUUUCUGUUGUUUUCGACGCCAAAUUCUGUUUAAAAAUAACAAUACUCGUAUAAACAUCAUCUGCUCAACGCAAAAACAUUCGCUGAAAUGUCAAAUCAAUCAACGAAAAAUAGUGCUUUCAUUACCAAUCUCGACCCAACCACGUCAGAUGUCGAUUUAAUAUCAUAUUUUCAAAAAAAAUACACCGGCGUAACAAGUGGAAAAAUUGUUCGAGAUUUGAAUGGCCGUUCUAAAGGUUACGCGUUUAUAAAUUUCACCGAUCCUGCGAGUGCCAAUCGAGUAAUUCAAGAUAGGAACCAUCUGAUAAAUGGUAAAAUUGCAACUUGUAAACACGUCUCUCCUAAAAAGAAGAAACAAAACAUACCCAAAAAUUUUCAGAAAAAAGAACCGCAACAUCUGAGAGUAUUAUACGUUGGUAAUGUGAAUACAAGCACGACAAAUCAGCAAUUGAAAGAGUACUUCGAGAAAUACGGUUCAGUGGUAACUGCUUUCAUCGUUUAUGAUGAAAACAAAAAAUCCAAAGGUUACGGUUUCGUGGAAUUUCAAAGCUCAGCAUCGGUUGAAGAAGUACAGGAAAAAAGACCGCAUAAAAUAAACGAUCAGGAAGUUCAGACGGUUAGAACUUAUCCAAAAGAAUUCCCAAAUCAUCUGAAGAAACCCACCACCGUUCUUUACGUUUCAAAUUACAACGAUUGUGUGGACGAGGAAAACAUCGAAGAAUAUUUCAGUCAAUUUGGAGACAUUACUAUGGUAUCUCGUAAAGUCAAACGACCAGAAGAUAUUAAAUUCAUGGAGUUGCAGUUCGACGAUUACGACGCCGUAGAUAAUAUAUGCUUGGCUGAUAAUCACACUAUAAAUAACUGCACCAUUACGGUAGCAAAAUACCUGGGAGAUGAUUUGGAAAAGUGUACCAAGCCUCAUACCGGAACAGUAACGCAGAAUAGUACAAAACCAGCAGUAAAUUAUUCCAGAUCCAACUCAGUAAAGAACUCAAGCAUUACGAAAAACUCGCCAUCAAGAGCUUCGAGCUAUAACUCGACCAUGAACGCUGGAAAAAAUCCAAUUAAUCUAACUGCUCCUAGUCUUCCUGCGCAGGAUCUACAUCAGUCUCCCUACAAUCCACAUUUCGUCAGCAUUCCUAUUCAACAGCAACCGUUGUAUCCAAGUCUUCAGACACAGCCGACGAUGACAAAUCUUCAACCUAGCUCUAGGCCUACAUCAUUUGCCACGGCGUCUUCUUCUGCGAGUUCAGGUCGUAGGCCUACUCCUCCUCCUCGACACAGGACUGCAACGAAUAAUCCUAAUGAUAAGGAUUGUCAUAUUUUGUAAUAAGAUUUAAAUUUAGAUUUUUAGUACGUACGUUUUCUAAAAAUAUAUACGUAUCUAUGAUAGGUAACUGUGUGUAAGGGUUGAUGGUUUGUUAUGCAAAUUUCUGAACAGUGAUUUAUGAUUUUUGAUACCUACUUGUGCAGUAUUAAAACAAUUUUUCUCUUAAUCGAUUUAAACUUACGUAAGCAAUGUUUUUUUAAUUUUUACUACCUUUUGAUUAAAAAUGAAAAACACAGUCA